UUGAUGGUUACGGCUGGUUGCGAUUAUUGCAGGUUGGCGAGUGAUGUGCCCCAUGAUGCAUUUGCUGUGAUAAUCGGUGGUGGGGUUGCAGGUACAUCGGUAGCCUAUCACUUAACAAAAAGGAAUAUCAAUCAAGUCGUUCUACUCGAAAAAGGUAAACUUGCCUCAGGAACAACUUUUCAUUCGCCAGGUCUUGUCAGUGCUAGUCAUCCAGCACAUCGAUAUAAACCUAUACUUGCCUAUUCAGUGGAUCUGUAUAAUCGCAUUGGUAAGGAGACUGGUGAGAAUGUUGAUUUUUCGCAAACAGGCACUGUGCGAUUGGCAACCAAUGAUACGAGAAUGGAAGAAUUCCGUCGUUACGUCGCACGGGACUACUUCCAGACAGGUGAUGUAUGUAAAACGUCAUUAAUCGACGCAGAUGAAGUGAAGAAGUUGGCACCAAUAAUUGACGUGUCAAAAGUACGUGGUGCAUUGUAUACGACGGGUGAUGGUUUCAUCAAUGCCCAAGCUCUGACAAGAGCUUUAGCGAAAGGAGCUGAAAAUGGAGGUGCAACUAUUGUUGAGCAAUGCCCAAAGUUUAAGAUUAUUCCUGUUGCAAAUAAUGAAUGGUUGGUGCAGUUGGAAGAUGGCCGUGAGAUACGCACGAGGAAUAUCGUCAAUGCCGCUGGCCUAUGGGCGAACGAAGUGGCCAAGUUGACGAACUAUGAUGUUCCUCUGGUUCACAUUGAGCAUCAGUACGCAUCGAUUGGACCAGUACCUGAGGUUGGUCACUUAGAGAAUCUACCGGCAAUUAUUGAUCACGAUAGUACUUUCUAUAUUCGACGAUUUGGCGAUCAUCUGAUGUUUGGUGGGUUCGAGGGGCGUGCUUCUGGUGUGACAAUUCAUGAAGAAUGGCGACACAAAGUGCCAGACGGUAAGAUUAGCAGUUUAGCACUAUAUAUUAAAUUGGAACCACACUUCGAACGUCUCGAUGAAGCGUAUAAAGGUGCGUGCGAUCUGAUUCCCUCGUUAAAAGGUGCACCAGUGGAUGCAAAAGCGUCAGCAUUUACGAUGACUGCUGAUGGGUAUCCACUGGUUGGACCAACAAGCUGGAAACAGAACUAUUGGCUUCAGUCGGCUUACUUUGACGGUAUAUCGAGUGGUGGUGGUAUUGGGAAAUAUUUGGCUGAUUGGAUUGUUGAUGGUGAGCCGCCAUCUGAGCUAUUUGAUACUGAUGCGAACAGAUUUGAUCGAUGGGUAACGCGUAAAUUCCUGAAUAAAAAGAGUCGUGAAACGUAUUCAAUGUUCUAUAAUUGGUCGUAUACAAAUCGUUCUGGUGGUCGACCGACUGAACGACUCAGUGGUGUUUACGCAAGACUUGCAAAAGAAGGUGGCAUUUUCUCAUUCAGAAAUGGAUGGGAGGUUGCAGAAACGUUCUCGGUUGAAAAUGAACCACAGUUACCAGCAAUGAUACGUGAAUAUGAAAUGGUCACGAAUAAAUGUGGUAUUAUUGAUUUAUCGUGGAAAGGAAAAAUCGAGGUGCGUGGACCAGAUGCAGAAGUGUUUUUAGAUCGUAUUUUAACAAAUGCAGUACCUCCACUAGGUGCAAUUACGUCUGGUUUGAUGCUAACACGACGUGGAAACAUACUUGCACCACUUAAAGUUUUCCAUCAUGAUCAAUUUAGGACAAAUUUCAUUCUCUUAACCGAUCCAGAGAGAGAAUCGCGUGAUCUCUACUGGAUCCAAAGAGCAGCCGAUGAAAUGAAAAUGAAGGUUGAAAUUUCUGCAGUUGGCGAAUAUCUUGCUUCACUCGCUCUUGUUGGUCCUUAUAGUCGUCAUGUAUUGCAAGAACUAACGAAAAGUGAUGUAUCUGAUGCCGGAUUCCCACAACGAACCACUAAACUUUUACGAUUGAACAAUGUGCCCGCUAUUGCAGCCCGAACAUCCACUUCUACUGGUCAACUUUCGUUUGAGUUCUUCCAUAAUAGAGCUGAUACGUUGAAAUUGUAUGAUACGAUGAUGAAAGAAGGCAAGAAUUAUGGAAUCGUUAAUUUUGGUCAAGCCACUUUGAACAUGAUGCGUUUAGAACAUGGCUUCAAACUAUGGGGCAGAGAAUUAACUUUGGACACGAAUCCAUACGAAUGUGGUUUGGGUCAUUUGGUGGAUUUGAGCAAGAAGGAUUUCAUCGGAAAGGCUUCCGUACUUGAGCUAUCACACAAACAGUGGAAAAGAAAACAGGUGUUGUUACAAUGUGAUCCACUCGAAGAGGUACAUGACUGGGCCACUGUUCCGAAAGGCAUGGAAGUUGUUAGGAAGCAUGGAGCUGAAGAGCGAAUAGGCCAAAUAACAUCCGGUACGUAUAGUGUACGCCUACACCGUCCACUUGCAUAUGCUUGGGUCAAUUCUGAUAUUUCACUCGACGAUGAAGUAGGUUAUAUGAGUGCAUCAUUGAAUUUUUUGCAGUUAACAGUCGAUAUUGGUGGUAUGCGUAUCGGUGCUAGAAUGCUCGACGGUCCGCCAGUGCCACUACCCAAAAACUAG
Anisakis simplex (herring worm) is the source of this 2520-nucleotide messenger RNA. Lineage: Eukaryota; Metazoa; Nematoda; Chromadorea; Rhabditida; Anisakidae. The record is from the annotation of a GenBank genome assembly.